GCGUCGGGAGUGUGGCUGCGGUUGGGUUUUGUGACCAUGUCUCUGCAGGCUGAUUUUGAUAGAAUCGCCGAAGAUGUGAAGAAGAUGAAAACAAGGCCAAAUGACGGAGAACUGAAAGAACUCUAUGGGCUCUACAAACAAUCUGUAGUUGGCGACAUUAAUAUUGAGUGUCCAGGAAUAUUAGAUUUAAAAGGCAAGGCUAAAUGGGAAGCAUGGAACCUCCAAAAAGGGUUAUCGAAGGAAGAUGCCAUGAGUGCGUACAUUGCUAAAGCAAAAGAGCUGAUAGAAAAAUACGGAAUUUAAAAUUCGGCUAUGAGAAAGUUUUUCUUUUGAAACCUUCAUAACGCUAUCAUGACCUAACAUCUGGAUAAGAAAUGCACGGUUAACUCUACAUGUCGUGAAUAUUUUUGCCAUUAACAUGAAUUGUAAUCCUUAAUUAGUGGUACACUGAAACUGUGUUAUGUAAUGAAAUUUUACUUGCCUAAACCAGGUGAUUGUAAAAGUUCUUUUAAAAAAAUUUUUUUGCUCCAGUAGUAUGUGCACAAAAACAUUAACAAUUUUUUUUUUUGGCUUACCAGUUUUUCUACAGAGAGUUAACAUUAUUGGUGUAUAAUCAAAACAGUUUAUUAAGAACGAGUAACAAGGUUUUUCCUUUGUUGCACCGUGUAGCUUUGGGAUUCUCACUGACCUGGGGCCUUCGUCAACCAUAGACAUCUGUGGUUCUUGUCCUUACUCUGUAAUUCUUUACUAGGUGACUGAGGCAAAUUAUGUAACCUCGCUAAUCAGCCUCCUCUAUAGAGUAGGGGGAAAAUCAGUCUCACAGGGUUGUAAGAACUGAAUGAGGAAACUGUAAUCAUCAUAUUUUAGUUUAAAGCACACGUUCUGAAAAGCCUAACAACAAAUAAGCUAAAAAUUUUAAAAAGAAACUUAUGAGUCGAUGACUAUUCAAAGAAA
Molecule: messenger RNA, 954 nt
Organism: Lynx canadensis (Canada lynx)
Lineage: Eukaryota; Metazoa; Chordata; Mammalia; Carnivora; Felidae
Gene: ACBD7
Product: acyl-CoA binding domain containing 7
Exons: 4
Coding region: 37-303 (88 amino acids)
Biological process (GO): fatty acid metabolic process
Molecular function (GO): fatty-acyl-CoA binding
Source: RefSeq, a predicted model, not a curated record